Molecule: messenger RNA, 762 nt
Organism: Miscanthus lutarioriparius
Lineage: Eukaryota; Viridiplantae; Streptophyta; Magnoliopsida; Poales; Poaceae
Source: the annotation of a GenBank genome assembly
AUGCCGUCGACCGCGAUGUCUUGGGACGGGUACGGCGGGCAGAUCUUCCCCGCCCACAUGUCGUUCCACCACCAAGAUACCCUGGAGGCGGUGUUCCAGCAGCCUGAGACGACGGCCCCCCUGCAGGCGCCGGCAGCAGCGGGGGCGAGGGAGCUGCUGCUGAGGAACGACGGGUCGUCCGUACCGGUGGUGGUGGAUGCCGGCGUCCAUGCCGCGGCCGCACCGCGGAAGCGGCCGUUCCGGACGGAUCGGCACAGCAAGAUCCGCACGGCGCAGGGCGUGCGCGACCGGCGGAUGCGGCUGUCGGUCGGGGUCGCGCGAGAGUUCUUCGCGCUGCAGGACCGGCUUGGGUUCGACAAGGCCAGCAAGACGGUGAACUGGCUCCUCACCCAGUCCAAGCCGGCCAUCGACCGCCUCGUCGACGCAGCCGAGCCGGCGGCUGCAGUCUCAGGAGGACCACCGACGGUGGUGAAGGGAAGAGGGGAGGGGAGCUCCUCAUGCACUUGCUGUUUGACGGCAGACUCGAGGGAGGAGGCGUCGGCGAAGGCAAGAAGCAGAGGCGGCGGCGGUCCUGAUGGGCCACCGGCACUUAUCGAAGAACACAGCUGCAGUGCGCUGGGCUGGAUCAUGUCGGAGGCCUCAGGCGCUACACCGGCAGUGGCAACCGAGCAGCCACAGCAGAUGGACGGGCUGGAGUACUACUACCAGUAUUGCCUGCAGCUCGAGGAGAUGACGAGAUGCAACGGAGGAAUGCCAAGGUGA